AUGACUAUAAAAUAUUUCUUAUUUUUGUUCAUUUUAUUUGAUAUUAUCCAAUCAUAUUUGAAACCUUGUAAAACAUUUGAACCAUCAUCCACAACAUGGCAACAUUUAACUCCUUAUGAAAAAGAAGGUUUACAUUCAUUAUGUACAUUAUUAAAAAAAUUGAAAGAAAAAUCAUCAUCACCAGACGAUAUUGUUCAACCGUUGGUGCUUCUUGAAUCGAUGGAGCGUUUACUCAAUGAACAUGAAUCCGAUAAUUCAACAUUGUCUAUAACUGGACAUUCAAUUAUUCAUCAAAUUGAUUCGAUUCAGGGUCUAAAUAAUAAAAAUCGGGGUAUAAAGCGUAAAAUAAAUCAUUCACCAACAAAUUCUAAUUGUUCAAUAUCACCGAACGCUAAUUCGACAAAACAACUACAACAGCAGCAGCAAAGUCCCAUGCAUCCCCAUUAUGACCAACAUUAUUUACAUCAAAAUUCUCACAAUCAGCAUCAUCAAUUUCAAGCUCAAAUGCAGCAGUAUCAAGGAAACGCUUCUUUGACGACAAAUAUUGUCACAUUACAACCGUGUUCAACAAUAAUGCUAUCACAACCUCUAGCUGGAGCAACGAAUCCAUCUCAAUCCUCUUCUUCGUCUCCAUCAUCAAGCAUUAUUAAUUAUUAUCCGCAACAACAACAACAACAACAACAGCAUUAUGCCUCAAUGAACAAUUAUCACCAUUCACAUCAUAUUCAACAGAAUGGAGUACAUUACAAUCAUUUUAAUCAACCAAAUCAUAUGAACGGUACAAAUCAAAUAUCAAAUGGAUUACAUCAUCAGCAGUCACAACAGCAGCAACAACCACAACAACAGCUACCAUUACCUUCGCCGACAUCAGCCACGAACCAAAAUUAUACUGACAAAUCGAUAGCUGGAAAAGACAGACAUAAAAGAGUCAGAUGUAAAAUGUGUGAACCUUGUACACGUGAUGAUUGUGGUGAAUGUGUUCAUUGUAAAGAUAUGCCCAAGUUUGGUGGCGUUGGAAAAAUGAAACAAUGUUGUAUGAAUAAACAAUGUAUUGCCCCAAUAUUACCUUCAACAGCCUCAUGUCAAGUAUGUUCAAAGAAAAAAGGUUCAAGAAAAUUAUCACAGUUGAAAGCCGAAGAAGUUUUAUAUGAAUGUGAAAGAUGCAUGGAAAUUCAUCAUUUACCCUGUUUCCAUAACACCCAUUGUGAUGUACCGAAUGAGGGUGUGUUUAGUGAUGAUAUACCAGAAACAUGGCUAUGUCCAAAAUGUAUCACAGCUGGUGCACCGGAACCUCCAUUGUAUAAAUUGCGUCCAAUUGUUCGGCGUACCCUGGUAACAACAAAUAAAGGCAAAAAUGGUUUAAUUGAAUUGCCCUAUAUAAUACGUUCAGCCAAUGAUGUAUUGCCAGCCAGCAUGCAACAACAACAACAACAACAACAACAGCAGCAGCAACAGCAACCAACAACGAAUGAACAUUGUUCAGCAUUAGAUUUAUACAGUACUGACGAUAUAAAUCAAUUAACAUCAGAUAUUUAUGAUUACGACACAAUAGAAAAUGAUGCUAAAAAGCGUCGUUUAUUUGCCGUCUCCUAUAGUGAUAAUGAUAAUCCAAUGUCCGAACAAUUAACAUUAAAUACAAAUAUGGAUGAUGUCGAUAAUGACUUAUAUGUACCGCAAAUGUUUGUUGUAUAA
Molecule: messenger RNA, 1692 nt
Organism: Didymodactylos carnosus
Lineage: Eukaryota; Metazoa; Rotifera; Eurotatoria; Philodinida; Philodinidae
Source: the annotation of a GenBank genome assembly